Molecule: messenger RNA, 1660 nt
Organism: Pseudo-nitzschia multistriata
Lineage: Eukaryota; Bacillariophyta; Bacillariophyceae; Bacillariales; Bacillariaceae
Source: the annotation of a GenBank genome assembly
UUCUGUAAUCAAAGUUCCAUUCCACCCGUACCGUACAGAGCUUCGGUAUUUUGUGCGAUAGAAUCUCCAUCAUUGUUCAUCAUUGCUACGCAUAUUGUUUGCUGAAUUAGCGAAACGAAGAAAAACAAGCAUGCCAUACACGACAAGAAUCAACACGCCAAUCAAUCAUGUCCAGCUGACAAAUGUGGCGGUCGUUCGGAUGAACAAGGGUGGGAAGCGCUUCGAAAUCGCCUGCUAUCGAAAUAAGGUCAUGGAUUAUCGACAGGGUCUCGAGCAAGAUCUUUCAGAAGUGUUGCAGACGGAGCGGGUAUUUGCUAAUGUUAGCAAGGGCGAGUUUUCCAAAGCGAAGGACAUGCAAAAGGUGUUCGGAACCAAGGACGAAGAUGAAAUCUCUAAAAUAAUACUGUCCAAGGGACAGCUGCAGGUUUCGGAUAAAGAACGAGCGCAACAGCAAGAAAAGACAUCAGCUCAAAUAGCAGAGUGGAUUUCCAAGAACUGCGUCCAACCAGCAACAGAUCGCCCUUACACCAUGUCGCAAAUAAGGCACGCCAUGAAAGAAGCGAACGUAUCGAUACAUCCAACAAAGCCCCUCAAGCGACAAUAUCUAGAGUGUGUCAAACUGCUACAAAAGAUCAUGCCGAUCCAACGAGCAAAAAUGGAACUCCUUUUGGUAGUUUUGCCCGAGGACAAGUUGGAGACGGAAGAAAUUCUGAAGGAAAACAACGUGACCUUUUCGGAACCAACAGAAACAUCUCCGUACCUCAAGUAUCAAAUAUUGGUGGAUCCGAGUUUGUACAGAAUCCUCAGCGACGCCAUGCAAAAGAUGUCUGAGGCCCGCAUAGAAAUCGUGAAUCAGAUUGUUACGAAACAAGGAGAUGUCAAUUUAGAAGAAGAAGUUGGAAACAAGAGCGACGGCAUUCAAAGCAAUCCAAAUGCAGCAUACACCAACGAAGACGAUGACUUUCAUGCUGCGCAAUUGAUAGGCAAGGUCAAUAUUUCUUCCAAGCAAAAUUAUGAUGACUCGGACGAUAGCGAAAUCGAAGGAGUGCGCGUGAACCGGAGAAAAGCCCAAAAAAAGAACAAAAAGAAAAAAGGGAAAGCGAAACGAAGAAAUUUCGAGGACGCAGACCAGAAGAACAAUUCUCACAAUGAGAGAUCGACCGAUGGAUUUUCCAGUCAAGCAAUAGGAUUACAUCAGUCCGUAGAUGCAUCUGCUGAGCCUUCGGACAACAGCAAGAAUGCUGUCUCGAUUACUGGCAAUGGAUCGGAUCCAUCCGGUAGAAAGAGUUGCAACACGUGUGGAGGAUUCUUUGAUACUGCUUCCGAAUUUCGGGCACAUUUCAAGAGCGAUUGGCAUCGUUUCAACCAGAAAUUAAAAAUGAAAGGAUGCGCUCCAGUCAGCGAAAAAGAAUUUUUGCUAUGCGACUCGGGCUCGUUUUUUGAAAAUGGCGAUAUGUUAUGAUCGGGAUGACCAAGGUUCUAAAGUGAAACUUUUCUUGAUGGAAAUAGCUUACUUUGAUACUUUGAAACUUAAAACCCAACCUACUUUCUUUGCAUCCGUAAUAGUAAAUCCUGCUCCAUAUGCAAUUUGCACGCCAUCGUGAUGGUUGACAAUGGACUAUCAUAUGAAGAGGAAGUAGACUAAAUUGACUACUAGAUU